Sus scrofa (pig) is the source of this 6484-nucleotide messenger RNA. It is a transcript of the gene RNMT, whose product is annotated as RNA guanine-7 methyltransferase. Gene Ontology annotation, cellular component: nucleus. Gene Ontology annotation, biological process: 7-methylguanosine mRNA capping. The record is from RefSeq and is a predicted model, not a curated record. Lineage: Eukaryota; Metazoa; Chordata; Mammalia; Artiodactyla; Suidae. Gene Ontology annotation, molecular function: mRNA 5'-cap (guanine-N7-)-methyltransferase activity.
GUGUGGCUCCGGCGCUGGGUCCGUACCCUUUGUGUGUGGCGGCCGCCGGGUGGAAGGGGAGCUCUGACUGCUGGCCGGGCUGUUCGGCGGACACCGGUACCCCUUGGCGCGGAGCGCGCCCAGGUCGGAGAGACCCGAGAGCGGCUUCAGGACUGCCAGGCUGUCGGAGCCGGAGCGGCCAGCCGCCUGGCCUGCGCGGAGGGCUGGAACCCGAGCCGGGCCGCCCCGGGCGGCUCUGUGCGUCCUUGGGCCUGAGGAGACCUGGCUGGCUGGCUGGCAGUUCAGACAUGGAGCUCACCUGCUGGAGCUCGAGCUCCUGGCCCGUCGUCCCCGGGCAACUUCGGGGGUGACUGCUGCGCAGGUCACGGAGAUGCCAGGCAGUGUUAGUUCAUGAAGUUGUGCCAUCUAAGUAAUCAAAAAUGGAAAAUUCGGCAAAAGCAGAGGAAUGUGAAAAGCUCUCUCUUAAAGAGGCAAAGACAUCAAUAGAUUCAGAAACUGAAUCUUCAUUCAGUAUUGAUGAAAAUACAACCUCUCCCGGGACCAGGCUUUCUGAAAAGGCUCCUACUUGUGGGCUAGUAGGCACUCCAAAAAAGAGAAAAAUGGCGUUUGAGGACGAUCUUGUAAAGGAAAGUUCUAGUUGUGGGGAAGACACUCCAUCCAAGAAAAGAAAACUUGAUGCUGGAAUUGUCCCAGAGGAAAAAGGUUCUGGAGAUGAUGAAGGCAUUUCAAGGAAAAGAAGAAUGGAAAGUGAUGGUUUUACAAAAGGAACUUCUACUGGAGAUGGCACUCAGAAAAAGAGAAAAAUAGAACUUGAGGAUGUUCCUGAAAAGCGAAAGAACUUGGAAGAAGGACACAGCUCAGCAGUGGCUGCUCACUACAAUGAACUCCAGGAAGUUGGUUUAGAGAAGCGUAGCCAAAGUCGAAUUUUUUACCUAAGAAACUUUAAUAAUUGGAUGAAAAGUGUCCUCAUUGGAGAAUUUUUAGAGAAGGUGCGGCAGAAAAAAAAACGUGAUAUCACUGUUUUGGACCUGGGAUGUGGUAAAGGUGGAGAUUUGCUCAAAUGGAAAAAGGGAAGAAUUGACAAGCUAGUUUGUACUGACAUUGCUGAUGUUUCUGUCAAACAGUGUCAGCAGAGGUAUGAGGACAUGAAAAAUCGUUGUCGUGACAAUGAAUAUAUUUUCAGUGCAGAAUUUAUUACUGCUGAUUGUUCAAAGGAACUUUUGAUCGAUAAGUUUCGUGACCCAGAAAUGUGCUUUGACAUCUGCAGUUGUCAGUUCGUCUGCCAUUACUCGUUUGAGUCCUACGAGCAGGCUGACAUCAUGCUCAGAAAUGCCUGUGAGAGGCUGAGCCCUGGAGGCUACUUUAUUGGUACCACUCCUAAUAGCUUUGAAUUGAUAAGACGCCUUGAAGCUUCAGAAACAGAAUCAUUUGGAAAUGAAAUAUAUACUGUGAAAUUUCAGAAGAAAGGAGAUUAUCCUUUAUUUGGCUGCAAGUAUGACUUCAACUUGGAAGGUGUUGUGGAUGUCCCUGAAUUCUUGGUCUAUUUUCCAUUGCUAAAUGAAAUGGCAAAGAAGUACAAUAUGAAACUAGUCUACCAAAAAACGUUUCUGGAAUUCUAUGAGGAAAAGAUAAAGAACAAUGAAAAUAAAAUGCUGUUAAAAAGAAUGCAAGCCCUGGAGCCAUACCCUGCAAGCGAGAAUUCCAGACUUGCCUCUGAGAAGGCAGAUGACUAUGAACAUGCAGCAAAGUACAUGAAGAACAGUCAAGUGAGGUUACCUUUGGGAACGUUAAGUAAAUCUGAAUGGGAAGCUACAAGUAUUUACCUGGUUUUUGCAUUUGAGAAGCAGCAGUGAGCACAUCACGUACUCCGUAGCCCAGGACAGCUGUGUUCCACCUUGUACAGAUUUGAAUGGUCCAUCUUGUGUAGAUCUGACAACCUUGUUUAAUUAUUCUCAGUGUGCAGGAUGCUGCUGGAAACUACAGUGUAUAAAGUCAACAUUGCUGUCUGUGACAGAUGAACUUAUAUGUAUAUAAGAGUGAGUCAGGACCUUUGUCUCUAAAAGUCUAUUUUUAAAUAAUGUUCUAAGAAUUCCAUUUGCAUCCAUUCUCCUAGCUUAUAAAAAUUAUAACAUACUCGUUAAAGCCACUGAGUUCUUUCCCCAGUGCUCUGCUUUGUCUGGUGCUUAUUUACAGUAUUACAUUUAUUACAGUUGUAGAAUUGGUGAGAGAGUGUACUGGUUUGUGAGUGUGUGUGCUCAUUUCCUUAGUUUUAUUAGUAUUUUUUCAAGAUGAAAUUAAUUGUAUCCUGUACAAUUGAAUGUAAGUGUUCAAUACAUAUUGCCAAAUUUUGAAGUUUAAAACUAAAUUUUAAGUGGAGUCCUCUUCAUGGCUCAGCGGUUAAUGAUCCCAACUAGGAUCCACAAGGAUACAGGUUCGAUCCCUGGCCUUGCUCAGUGGGUUAAGGAUCCAGUGUUGCCAUGAGCUGUGGUGUUGGUCGCAGAUGCUGCUCAGAUCCCUUCGACCCCUAGCCUGGGAACUUACAUAUGCUGCGGGUGCGGCCCUAAAAAGCAAAAAAGAAAAAGAAAAAAAACCCCUAAAUUUUAAGUGGUCAUAAAAGAUACUUAAUAUUUUAGCCGGUUAUUAGAUUUCAUUAUAAAUCACAGCUACUUUAUUUGCUAAUACAAUGCAAUUCUAGCACUGGAUAAAACAUUUCAGAUCCCAGCAUAGAAUUGUUUGGAAUGUUGGGGACUUUCUCUUAAGAAUUUCCUACAACAGCAAGUAAUGGUUCAAGUUAUCAAGGAUAUAAUUCAUUUCUUUACUGAACCAAAAUGCCAUAGGUUUUUUUCUCAAGAUUUAAUGAGCCUCCCGUAUGAACGUCUUGCACAUUUUCCUCAGAUUUUUAUGUGGCACUGCUGUGGGUGUGUGACUAUAAGGAAGCUGGCAGAGACGCUGCAGGGGGAGGCUUCCUGCCGGGGAACCCAGUACCCUUUGGCCAGGGAGAGGCAGCACCUGUUCCCAGUACAACGUUGUAUUUGGCACAGUGACCUGCAUCUCAUCCCCACUCAGGAUUUGUAUUUGCCAUUUCAGAACCAUUACAGUUGUUAGCAUUGGCUUCUUACCUGACUCUUCCAAAACUAAUGCCUACAUGAACUAUUAUCUUUAAUUUAUCACCUUUUGGAAAACUUGCCAGUUUUUAGGUGGAUUGAAUUUAAAGAGCUAUUAUUUCAUACUCUUUAAAAAAUCAUUUCUUUCAUGCGUGGUUCUUAAAAGACUCUUCUUUCUAUAAUUAUUCAGGGUACUUGUUGAAAAAGUGUAGUCUUAAAAAAACCCAGAAAAAAUGGAGUUCUCCUGUGGUGCAGUGGGUUAAGGAUCUGGCAUUGUCACUGCUGUGGUGUGGGUUCAGUCCCUGGCCCAGGAACCUCCACAUGCCACGGGCAUGGCCAAAAAAAAAAAAGUGUCAUCUCUUCAUUCACUUAUGUGUGUUGAUUGUUCAUGGUGUUAGAGUAGGAGACCUUUUAGCAAGACAGCAUGGUACACCUAAUUUCUGUUCCUUCCACCAUCAGUCUCCAAACUGUUACUAGUUUACUUGCCUUAGUGGUGGUUCAUCAUUAAGUCAUUUGGGGAAAGAUAAAAAGCACUUCUCACUGGUGGCUGCCACCAGCCUGCUGAGGUUGGUGACAGUGAUGAGGGGGUGGGCAUAGUGCACUCUUAGUGCUACAUGUCCAGGUUCAUUUCGGUUCUGGGGCAAGUGCCGGAAAGUAUUUUGAUAGUUUGGUAGACUCUGCAAAGCUACUCUUUUAUUCCCUAUCACUCUCCUCAUGUGAUGUCUUAGUUUAUUCUGAACAAGUCGUAAAGCAUAUUUUUGGCCUCCUGCUCUGUCCACUCCAUGGAUAACUGGGGAAGAGAAGGAUUCCCGUAGGACGGAGUCAUUGGUGGUAGCAAAGGAAGGUGGAGCGCUAGGCCUUUCGUGGAUAGAAGGAGCAAAGAGCGCUUGAGGGGGGUCUGAGGAGCUGGUGUGGGAGGGCAGGGGGUGGGCAUGGAGCCACGCUGGGGGCUUUGGGGUUCUGCUGUUGCCCUAAGAGCUUUGAUGGCCUCGCUGCCUUCUCUGCUCUUCCUCCCUCAAGUCCUGCUGCAUGAGUUGUCUGGGCAGUGGACUCCCCCCACAUAUCUGCAAUCUAAAUACUUGCUCAUUUUCCAUCCAAGACCUGUGGAAACUUAGGAGAGGGGGUUGUGGCUUUUCAUUGUCAGGCCAGUGAUGUACUUUCAGACCUGCCAUUCAAUUCGUCCUCUGAGGAUGAAAGUAGAAGUGAGGAUCAGAUACAGCAUUUGUGGAAAGAAAUUGGGAAAUUAGGAGGAUUGGGUUGGGACCCUGGCUGUUUGUGCUGUAACUGAGAACACAUGAGGGAAGCUCCCUUCAUGGUGCAGAAUCCAACUAGUAUCCAUGAGAUUGCAGGUUUGAUCCCUGGCUUUGCUCAGUGGAUUGGGGAUCUGGUAUUGCCGUGAGCUGUGAUGUAGGCCAUUGCUCAGGGAGAGAAACUGGCCAUUUCCAGUUUCUGCAUCCAAAGGGGAGGUGCCCUAAUCCACAGGUGCAACAGCCUGCAGGUGGUAACUGCACUGGGGGCCACCAAGCCUCUGAUCUAGUGGGGGUACCCAGAGAAAUUUGCCUUCAGGGAGAGAAAGAUUGAUUAGAGAAUGACUUAAAUCAACUAUGUGAUCAUUCGGAAAGAUGGGUUGUUGGGAUAGGGUUUCCUAGCAUGCCCUUCCCCAAACUUGGAAACAGGAAAAUGUGGUUGCUGCCUAAAUGGCACAGUAAUGGUGCUUACGGGGCAUCAGAGCAGAGGUGUGAAGUGGGCAGGGCUGGAGGCCAGUAUGAAGUGAAUCCGCAGAGGCGGACCUCAGAAGCACUGUUGGCUGUUCCGACCGCCAUCCCUCAGACUCAGCUGGCCAUAGCUUAUUGCCGUUGCUAGGGCUUCAGGUACCCUCAUAAUGAAGACUUCUUGUGUGAAUCUGCCUCCGGGAGGAACUGCCUACUUAGACAUUCUAGCUGCUGACCAUCGUUUGUUGUCUACCUCAGGUCUUAAAGUAGAGGCCAGACCCGGAGAGCACUGCCCCAGGGUCACAGUUGUGCCAUGAUGCCCGUGGCACCUACAGGCACUUUGGUCAAAUAGGAAGCAUAUCCCCACCUCCCUGGUCCAUGUCAAGCGCUGCACACCUGAUACAGGAUGUCUUCCUUCCCCCUCUGACAGCAGCCAUCCCUCCCUCAUUCUUGGAAGAUAGUCAUUGCAGUGGCAACAGUGCCUGUUCAGUAGUGAUAGACUGACUUAGCAGUACCUGUGGGGCUUGGGCUGGGGGCCUGCCAACUCUCCACCUGGGGACCUUCUCAAUGUCCCCUCUGUUCCCAGAGAGCUCUGGAGCAUGUGUGCCUCCUCUCUGAGUGCUGUGCAUGACCCCUCCUGGGCUUGCCUGGGGAGACGGCUGGGUUAGCUGCAAAGCUUCUGGGCCCUAGACUCACCCUAGGCCCUGCGUCCUUUGGGACAGCCUGCCUUGGUUAAAGCCACAUUGACAGCUGGCAUUUGCUGACCUCCGGUUCAUGUGAGUCACUUUCCUAAGUUAUGUGUGAUCCUUACAACAGCUGUAUGAGGUAAGCACCAUCAGCCCUCUGUUAAUGAGGAGACUAAGGCAAAGCCCAAGUUUGAACACCUGCUAGCCCCAAGUUGGGCCUGUGUUCCAGGUGCAUGAUGCAUGCCUCCUGGGUGUUAGGCUAGAGGACUGCUCACUACCUGCAGCUGGAAACAUUGCCUUUUGGAGCUCCAUCCUUUUAAAUAUUCCCUGAGGGAAGCAUUGGCUCCUGAGGAAGGUUUUGGGGCAGAGAGAACAGGAGAGCGCUAGAGUGCCUGCAGGAGGAGGGUAGCAGGGGAAUGAUCCACAGGCAGAAGGCAGAAUUUAAGGCUGGGAUUUCAUAUGUUGAUAGACCUGCACCCUUAGUAGCCAGACGUACACCAAAUCUAGUCUGUGUGUUGGGCUUGACACCAUUUGGAAGUGGCACGUAGAAGUCCAGGGUGCAGAUGUGAGGAUGGCUGAGAGAGGAAUCAUUUCUUCAGUCUGAGCUGAUCACUGGCACAGGCAGACGAUUUUAACUUCUUAUUGAAGCCUGACAGGUACGCACAAGUUGGUGAUUUUUCACAAACAAAAUGCAUAUGUAGUUAGCACCCAGAUCACACAACACUCCCAGCACCCCAAAAGCCCUUCCUGUUCUCUUCUAGUUACUGCCUCCCAAGGUUGGCCACUGAUUGGAUUUUUAAGUGCAUAGGUUAGUUUUGUCUGUUUUUGGACAUUAUAUGAACAGAGUCAAACCAUAUGUAUUAUUUUGUAUUGGCUGAUUUGCUCAACAUCAUGUGAGAUUUUUGUUGCAUGUACUUGCCUCAUUUUCAUGGCUGUAUAGUAUUCCAAUGCAUGAAUAAACCACAUAUUAUUUAUCCAAUGC